Gopherus evgoodei (Goodes thornscrub tortoise) is the source of this 1554-nucleotide messenger RNA. RefSeq lists its product as uncharacterized. The record is from RefSeq and is a predicted model, not a curated record. Lineage: Eukaryota; Metazoa; Chordata; Testudines; Testudinidae. The transcript is spliced from 6 exons. The coding region runs from base 636 to 1481 and encodes 281 amino acids.
CCAUGCUGCCUCUCUCCCAAGCUCCCGUUCAUGGUCUCACACCCCAGGCCUGCCCCGCUUCUUGCCUCUUGACCACGGCGCCCGGGUUCAAGGAAGUUCCAUCGAAAACAAAAUAUUGAAGCUCUUGGUCCUUGGGUCAGGGAACAGGCCACAUGGCUCAAAGUUCCGAAGGCAAAGACAGAGCCCCUGGCGUUUCCUAUUCAGCUCCCGAUUUCUAAGCCAACCUGGCGAUCUUGGCAGGGGAACCUCCUGAGACGCGAAUUCUCAGGACAGGGCUUUUUUGUUGUUGUUGUUUUUGUUUGCAGAGGUGACAAACGCCAGGCCCAAGGCUACAGCUGUCGCUUCUGUAAAAUUGAGAAGUGAAACCUGGUCGUGUGGGGCAGCACCUCCUCGCUCUUCCUCUGACAUCUUCACAAGGAUGUGGCCACUUCCGCUCUGCUUUUCCUGCCUGCUUAGUUUUUGCUCUAUCAGUUGGCCUCUCGCACAGGGGGGAAUCACCAGCAGCUCUGGGGAAGGAAAGAUGUGGAGGAAACUCGCUUUUCAGGAGCAUCGCCUUUAAAGUCGUCAUCUUACUGCAGCGUGCUGGGCAAGCUGUACCUGACACCUGCCCCAGCCAACAUAAACAGGAAAUCUCUAUGUCUGUGCCCAAGGGCGGCGAUGCACAACAGCCCCUUAACCUCUCAGAGCACUUUGCCCAGCUGUCCUGGUAUGAUGCCUUGGCUGGGACAUGGGUGCCGAUAGCCGUCAUCCGUCCAGGGAAAUCAAACCUGCUCCACAGCUUCUUCGCCAGGCACAUCUCUGUGUCCAACAGAUGGUUCACCGUGAUGAACGCCAGCAAAGCCAUUGCAGGGGUUUAUAAGAUUGAAUCUGAGAUGCAGAAAAGCAAGUGUCUGGUUUUCAUCCAUCUGAUUGUAACAGGGCUGCGACAAUGUACACCAGGUACCAACCAGCCGUCACAAAGCACAUUUAGUCCUAGCAGCACAGAGAAAACAUGGAAAAUAAGAAACCACACAGCAUGCCUGCUGACAGCUAAACAGAGAUCAGACCCAGCUCCAACCUCAGGUCAAACCCCUCAACCAGAGCCUGCGCCAACCUCAGCACCAUCCUCAGCUCCGGCCUCCCAGGUGGCCCUGGUCAGCAUUGGAACGGCAGCUGCGGAGCCCGGAUCUUGGUCCAGCCGUAUUGCGGAGGUGGUGGUGCCGGUCGUGGGGGCAGUGAUGGUGGUGGCGCUGCUGAUAUGGCUGAUAAAGAAUAUUGCUCGCUGCACGUACUUGUUCUGCAGCCGUCAUGACUUCCCUGCCAGAGCCGCCCCGUCCCAGCAGGCUAGCGACUCAGGCCCCAUGCAGGAGAUGCAGGAGCUGGCAGAGCUGACGCAGCAAGAGGACGCCAGAGGUGGGGAUCGGUCGGCCAUGCUGAAUGGGAAACUUCUCGGCAGCGCUGAAAUGCUAAACGCUGGGGGACUGGAGAGUGGGGAGGGAUGAACCUCUCUCCCCAUCCCUCAACAUCCCUCAAUGUGCAGCAACAGUCAAAAAAGCAAACAGAACGUUGGGUCUC